AUGCGGGCUUCCCUCUUUGCCAUGGCGGCCAUGGUUGCUGGCACUUAUGCCCAGCCAACAUGUCCCUCGGCGGCGACCACCACGGUCUUCAUCACGGUUGACUCCAACAACGACCCUGGUCCCUCGAUUGUCGUUCAGACUGUCACUGCAACCGUUCCGUUCUCUGCCCCUUCUCCUUGGUCUCCUACCCAAACUGGUUCCCCCGGUCUUCCGGCCACUCUCACUGUCACCAUUGACAGCUACGAUCCCCCUCCUGGAGGAUCUCAGUUCACCGGGCCCAAACCUUGGGAGUCUUCCCCUGCUACAGGCGCUCCUGUCACUAUUGUCACUGCCACUGUCUACUCCCCGGGUUCUGGCGAGCCCAAUGGUGGUUCCCCUGGUUCUCCUGGUUCUCCCGUAUCCCCUGGUAACUCCGGCCCCGGUGGUCAAGGAACGACAACUAUUACGCUUCCUGGCCCUCCUGGCUUUCCUUGGAACCCUUCUCAAUCUGCCACUACCGACUGCCCGUUUGCUACUGGUGACCCCAGUGGCUCUGGCAGCAACACCGCGGAUGUCACUGUGAUCACCACGACGCUGUACAGGACAGGCACCAAUCCAGGUCAAGCUACACCGGCCGCGGACUCGGUUGUUGCAACCUUCACAGUCACCUUCCCACAGCCUGCCGGAACUGGGUCGGUUCCUGGCUCUGCUGUAACGGACGGUGCUGUCGAUCCUGCGUCUGGCGAGCUGUUCACUUACACCCUGACUGCACCGGCUGCCACUGGGCCUGCCGUCACCAACACUCACUCUAGCCCCGACAACGGCAAUGGGGGCUCUGUCACAGACUUCACUACCACCCUCUACCGGACUCGUCCUGACUCUGGUCAAGGAACGCCUGUCGUCGACACACUUGUCACCUGCUUCACUGUCACUUUCCCUUCUGCAAUCGGCACUGGACCAGUCACCGAGGUCCCUGCAGCUUCAACCCCCGCUCCUGGAAGCCCUGGCAGCAGCGGCUCUGUUGGUACCACGACUCGCUACGUUCCCACCAUGGUUCCUGGUCCAGAUGGUUCCUUGAGCUACUCCAUCCAAACCGUUGUAUCGACUUACACAGUUCCCACUCCCGGUUCUCCCUCAACGGGAGGCUCAGGUGUCACAACUGUCUAUGUUCCUGCUAGCCCAGCUGGCGCCACCACUGUGAUUGUCCCUGCCAAUCCCGCGGGCGGUUCAGCCGGAGGACCUUCCACUGUUGUCACCACAACUCUGUACGCUUCUCAGCCAACCAUUGGCAAUGGAAACCAACCUACUGAUUCUUCGGACCCGGGCAACAUUGUCGUGUUCACCUUGACAGUUCCUCAGUCUCCUGCCGGGGGUGCCUCAACUUACACCACGAUUCUUCCAAGCAUCCCGGGAGAUGAUGGCUCUGCUGGCCCCAGCUCUGUCUCUGUUUCCACUGCUACGAUUGUCCUGACGUUGCCAACGCCUCCUACAACCCCCGGAGAUACCACUCCUCCUACAAUCCCCGGCGGCUACGGUGACCCUGUAAUCCCUGGUGCAUCUGGAAAUCCUUCGACUGGUGUUCCCGGCUCAGGCACUCCUGGCUCCGGCACUCCUGGCUCUGGCACUCCUGGCAUUCCAGUCACAAUCACAGUUCCCGCAGGUGGUGUUAGCCCUACGGACACCAACGGUCUUCCUGGUGGUGGGAUCCCCAUUACACUCACGAUUCCCGCAGGCGGUGUUUUCCCGACAGAUACUAAUGGCCUUCCCGGCGGCUACACUGAUCCGGCUGAGACUGGCGUCCCCCCCUUUGGCGGUCUGCCUGGACCACAGAUCACUGUCACUGUUGCUCAAGGAGCUCCUAAUGGAGGCGUCCCAACCACUGUUGCUGGCGCGCCAACUUCAGUCAUUGGUAGCUACUCUGUCCCUGUCGACCCUGCAACUGCUGCCGUCGGCUCUCAGAACUCGCCUAUUGUCAUCACUCUCUGGCCGGCGCCAUCGACGGUUGACAAUGCUCUUCCUGGCGCUGCAACCUCGACUUCAUGCACCAGCUCCGAGUCCACCACGUCCACGACUGUGCUCACCACCAGUUUCAUCAACGUCGUCGCCGAUGAGACCACCACGUACACGUUCCCUUACGAGUCUCUCGUCACAAAGGUCGAUACAAUUGUCGCAUCUGCCUCGGACGUAGCUGUCACUGGCGGCGCUGUCACUGGUGGCGUUGUCACUGGUGGUGCUACUGGCUCUCCCGUUGUCUCUACCAUCAUUGGCGUUUCCACCAUUCUUGGAGUCUCUACCAUUGCUGGUGUCUCCACGGUCGGUGGCCCUGCCGUAACCGCAUCCACGGCCGAGGCCCCUGCUGUCACCGUCUCUCCUGCCGUCACUCCUUCAGUGUCUACUUGGCAGAGUGUCGUCGUUCAGAGCUCUGUGGUCCAAGUUUUCACCACUGGAGUCUUCACCUCUCUUGUUCAGCCUGGCGGGGUUCAGAGGCGUUAUGUCAACACAACUGCAACAUCCAGCACACCCACACUGACACCUGUUGCGACACCCAUCUGUACCGGCACCACAGAGGUUGGCAAUCAGGUUCUCGAUUUUGAUGACGUCUCGUCUGGCCCGCUUUUCAACCCUUACCACCGGUUCUGGUUCUCCAAGGGCUUCCUUGUUGGUCCUCCUCCGCUGAUGCCCUUCCUGCCCUCCUCUGGUGGUCGUCUCGUGGAGUUUGUGCCCCCAAUUCUGUCAAACACCUCUUCAGAUGACGUCUCCGGCGACACUGCGCAGAUCGGCAUGGGAAAGCUGGCGUCUUCUCCUUGCUUCCAAUUUGACUUCUUCGGCAUGAACCUAGGUUGCCACUCCGACUCUGCGGUUCCCAACCAGCUUUGUGUCUUCACUUUCACUGGAUACAGAUGGGAUGCGACCAACGCCACCGAGACAGAAGCUGUCAGCCAGAAAGCUUGGGUCAACGCUUGCGACCAGUCUUCCGGCUGCCCACUUACGCCUUUCUCAGCUGUCGAUUUCACCGAUCUCAGCUCCAUCCUGAUCACUCUGCAAGUCGAUGGUAAGCCUCAGGUUUGGUGGUCUGAUGACAUCCGCGUCGGCUGGAGCAAGAAUGAUUGCGCGACCGCCAAUUGCCGACAGCAAUUCCAGCCAGAGAACAUCCAGCUCCACGCAGGCCCUUUCUUCUACUGGACCAGCUCAGGCCUGAGGGUUCUGUCUUCGUCUAGAAUCAACCGGGGUUGA
Colletotrichum costaricense is the source of this 3213-nucleotide messenger RNA. RefSeq lists its product as uncharacterized. The transcript is spliced from 3 exons. The record is from RefSeq and is a predicted model, not a curated record. Lineage: Eukaryota; Fungi; Ascomycota; Sordariomycetes; Glomerellales; Glomerellaceae. Bases 1 to 3213 code for a protein of 1070 amino acids.